UUGGGGUUUGAUGAAGUCAAAUGGAUGGCGAGGAUCUCCCUUUCAGAAAAAGUUGCUUAAACCAACAUAAAUUUGAUUUUACGAACCAACUUUUAUUCUCUCAGACCGUUUUACGUAACCGCCGACAUUCUGUUUGCAGAUCGACUUGCGUGAAGCCCCGCAUUUUUCUGAAUCGAAAGUAUCUUGGUCGCUUCAUUUCUGCAUCAAAUUCUGGUUCUCAGCGUGACGCUGGUUUCAUUCUCUGGGUAUCUCAAUUGGGUCCAUGUGAGGGCAUUUCAUUAUCAAAAUGGAAUAUGAAUGCGCAGGAAAGGAGAAAAAAUGUCUAACUCUCAAAGCAGAUAACGAAAGAAGGCCAUUGUGGGUAUCAGCAAUGGGCAGCAUAAUCUUGGAAACAUCUUCAGAAUUUUACAAAGAAGCCGCCGAUUUCUGCAUUGCAAUUGCAGAGCCGGAGAGCAGGCUUCGGCACUUCCAUGAAUACAAAAUCACACCAGCUUCAUUAUACGGUGCAGCCUCUGCGGGCUUGGAUGCGGAGAAAAUGAUAAAGUAUCUCAAAAUGCUGUGCAAGACUGAUCUUGCCCCUGAGAUUAUUCAUAUGAUUCAAAAGCACACUGAAAAUGUGGGGAAAUUGGCUUUGUAUUUGAAAGAUGGGAGUAUUGUUGUGGAGGGCAUUUCAGUGCAACCCAUUAAGACCAUUUUGCCCUACGUAAGGGACGUUGUUAUAGAGAAAAUAUCAGAAAAGAGUUUCAAGAUCGAGCCAUUGAAGAUUGAGUUUGUGAGGCAAAAGUGCAGGGAAAUCAAUUUUCCUCUUGUAGAAAUAUAUGACUAUAAGAAUGAUAAGACUUGUCCUGACUUGGGCAUAAAACUAAGCCCUAAAGCGCAGCUUAGGCCUUACCAGAAGAAAAGUGUGGAUAAAAUCUUUAUAAAUGGGAAGGCCAGAUCUGGGGUUAUUGUUCUUCCCUGUGGAGCGGGUAAAUCGUUAACUGGGGUUUAUGCUGCUGUUCGGUUGGGGAAACCAUGCCUGUGCUUUGCAAACACAUCAGUGUCUGUAGAUCAAUGGGUUUUUCAAUUCAAGAUGUGGAGCACAAUUGGGGCUAAUAGAAUACAAGGGAUUACAAGUAAUACCAAGGCCUGUGAGGUUAACUUGAAGGCAGAUAUUUUGGUUACUACUUAUAGUAUGUAUGGAUACACUGGUCAUAGGUCUAAGGAUUCUGAGGAGAUUAUAAAGGUGAUAGAGGGAAGAGAAUGGGGGUUGAUCUUGAUGGAUGAGGUUCAUAUGGUUCCUGCAAGGAAUUUUAGGGAUGCUGUUGCGAGGACCAAAUCACACUGUAAAGUUGGGCUGACUGCGACGCUUCUUAGAGAGGAUGAGGCUAUUCAGGAUCUUGAGUUUAUCAUCGGCCCCAAGGUUUAUGAGGCGAAUUGGCAAGAGUUGGUAGAGGGUGGGUAUCUUGCAAAUGUAGAAUGCUAUGAAGUGUUAUGCCCCAUGUCCAAGGAAUACAUGAGAGAAUACUUGAAAACCUAUCACUCAUAUCAUGGUGGGGGUUUCUAUGGUGAAGACAACAAGAAUAUUCAACACACUCUCUAUAGUUCCAACCCCAACAAGCUCAUGGCUUGUGAGUAUCUCAUUAAAUAUCAUGAGCAACAACGAGACAAGAUCAUUGUUUUUUCUGAUAACCUAUUUUCUUUAGACCAAAUUGGUACUCGAUUACAGAAGCUCAUAAUUCGUGGAGAGACUAGCCACCAAGAGAGAACUGAAGUCAUCAAAAGGUUUAAAGAGUCUGAUAAAGGGUUCACUGUUUUGCUCUCGAAGGUGGGAGAUACAUCACUGGAUCUGCCAGAGGCGACAGUGGUAAUUCAGAUAUCAUCUCAGGGUGGAUCAAGGAGGCAAGAAGCCCAGCGGCUAGGUCGUGUUCUACGUCCAAAGCCCACCAAAGACAAAUUUGGCGUUAUAACGGGUGGCCAAGCUGUUUUCUACUCUCUUGUUUCUCAGGACACCAUUGAAAUGUGCUUUGCCAGUAAAAGACAACAGUUCUUGGUGAACCAGGGCUACACUUUCACCUCUAUGACUAACAUUCCCACAAAGGAGGAGUCUUCUUCACUCUUAUUUUCUAGGGAAGAUGUUCAGGCCCAGCUGCUUCACCUUGCUCUCCAAAGCAAAUGUGAUCAGGAACAGAAACAGCCGCCUGAGAAGAAGAAGAAGAGAGAACAUAAAAGUAGUUUGUUCAAAAAGAGGUUCAAAUGAUUCCUCUUAAGGCCUAACUGGUUGAAAUUAAUGGGUUUCAAUUCUAAAUUAGUUUAUACUAUAUGGUAUUGAUCUCUAUUUUUAUGCUGAUAGGUCUAAAUCUAUGAUAACA
Messenger RNA from Cryptomeria japonica (Japanese cedar), 2351 nucleotides. RefSeq names its product general transcription and DNA repair factor IIH helicase subunit XPB1. Gene Ontology annotation, cellular component: transcription preinitiation complex; transcription factor TFIIH holo complex; nucleotide-excision repair factor 3 complex. The record is from RefSeq and is a predicted model, not a curated record. NCBI's taxonomy places the organism in Eukaryota, Viridiplantae, Streptophyta, Pinopsida, Cupressales, Cupressaceae. The transcript has 3 exons. Gene Ontology annotation, molecular function: ATP binding; DNA binding; hydrolase activity. The coding region runs from base 287 to 2239 and encodes 650 amino acids. Gene Ontology annotation, biological process: nucleotide-excision repair; transcription initiation at RNA polymerase II promoter.